Chilo suppressalis (striped riceborer) is the source of this 1338-nucleotide messenger RNA. The record is from the annotation of a GenBank genome assembly. NCBI's taxonomy places the organism in Eukaryota, Metazoa, Arthropoda, Insecta, Lepidoptera, Crambidae.
AUGUUUUUAUCGUUGCGAGCUGCGGUAUUAUUAGCGGCGGCACCGCGCGCGGCAGAGCGGGGCAGGGCCGGCGGAGGGGCGGCGGGGCGGCGGGGCGGCGGGGCGGCGGAGCGGUGGGGCCUCGGGGCGGGCGGGCAGGGCCGGCCCGAGGGGGGCAGAGGGGCAGGCGGGCAUCGUAGGCUCCGCCCCGCCGCGCGCCAAUCCGCGCCGCUGUGGAGGGGCGCGCGGGCCCCUCGCCUCUAUUUACUCUUUCAAUCAGUGCGAGUGUUUGCCCCUGGCCGGCGUGCACGCGCGGGUGAUGCGCUAGCCAUGAUCUCGCAGAAACUGUCGUACGGCGACGUGCCGACGUCCGCGUCGCUGUCCUCGCUAUCGCCGGGCCUCGCGCCGCCCUACGUCAACGGUAUGGGCUGCAUGCCGGCGCAGCCCUACCCGAACUUGUACGCGAACAACAUGGUGGCCGGCGGCUCCUGCAUGGGAUCCCCGGGCGUAGGCUACUCGCCGCCCAGCACCAUGGCCUCCUGCAUGGGCGGCGGCGGAGUCCCCUACGGCUCCUUGCCCAGGGAACAGGAGGCCGCGUCUCCGACAUCAGCGCUGCAGCGGGCGCGGAACGACAAAACCUACCGCCGCUCCUACACGCACGCGAAACCGCCCUACUCGUACAUCUCGCUCAUCACAAUGGCGAUCCAGAACAGCUCCACGCGGAUGCUCACCCUCUCCGAGAUCUACCAGUUCAUCAUGGACCUGUUCCCGUUCUACAGACAGAACCAGCAGCGCUGGCAGAACUCGAUAAGGCAUUCGUUGUCGUUCAACGACUGUUUCGUGAAAGUGCCGCGCACGCCGGACAAGCCCGGCAAGGGCUCCUUCUGGACGCUGCACCCGGACAGCGGGAACAUGUUCGAGAACGGCUGUUUCCUGCGGCGGCAGAAGCGGUUCAAGGAUGAGAAGAAGGAGUCGAUACGACAGGCGCAGAAGGCGUCGCAUCCUCACGGGCCGCACGGGCACGAGAAACGCGGCGAGCAUACGCAUGAGAAAGCGCCCGCCGAGGAGAAAGAGAUGAGGGACGAGCUGCUGGCACAGCUGCAUGCAGCCCCUGAGCUAUGCCUACCGGAGCACACUCCGUUGGCGUUGGAACACUACGCAGGCCUCAAACAAGAGCCAGCGGGAUACGCGCCGCCGCCGCAUCCCUUCAGCAUCACCAGACUACUCCCGGCGGCCGACUCAAAAACUGACCUGAAAAUGUACGACGUCAACUAUGGCUACGGCCACGCGCCCGCAGAGAACUACUACCAGUCGCCGUUGUACCACCACCAUCACGCGCACGCGCAGCCGCCCUUGUGA